UCUAAGUUGCUGACAUUUUCAACCACCUCAGCAUGCACAUGUCGAUCAUGAAAGCAACGUGCUAACCGUCGUCACCCAAAUAGAAGCGAUGUGCAGCAUGGGUCAGCGAAUAUUCUAUGUGUCAGAGUCGCGAGGGAAAGACACGUACACGCUGGAAGAGGCACAGAAGGAAGCCACCCCUUGGCAGUCCCUCACCUUUGUCAAUCAGCUUUUCAAUGGGCAUAACCCAUCCUUAGGCUCUGGGGACACAAUCCUCUUUGAAAGGGGUGACACAUUCAGAGGUAGCCUGAACUUGUGUAAUCGAAUGGACCCUCUGGUCAAUAUAAGGUUGAGUAAUUUUGGGAAUCCUGACCUGCCGAGGCCAGUGAUCAGUGGGGCUAUCCGGGUGGAUGGGCCAUUUAGGGAUGCUUGGGACGGUGGAGUCAACGGUAGCCGCCUUAAAGAAGUAUCUUUGAGAGAGGAUGCUGCUUUCCGGCUAAUAGCAGGAGAGGAUCCUGAUUAUUCCGACUCAACAGAUCAACCGCCAAGUCAACCAGGACCUCCGGUUUACGCAGCAUUCCUGAAUGGCGUGCGACAAAAUAAUGCCCGAAGUCCUAACUUAAUCCCGGUCCCAGGGAGUGAAAUUCCUGGAGAACCGUUGACCGGAGUGUUCUUCAGAUUCGCGGCGUGUCGUUUACAACCACUUGAGUUCUAUGUCAAGGAGGUAGAAUUUGCGAAUCGGACAGUGGGGUACUGGAAAGGUGGCCAGAUUGUGUUUCGCAGCUCACCAUCAUCUUACAGUCGCGGCAUUAUCACAGGCUUCAUGCCACCGAGAUGGGGCCGCUUUGGCUUGGAUGAAGCAGUUGUGAAGGUGUAUGGUGGAGUUGAGGGCCCUUUGCCUCAUCCUUACCUUUGCUCGCAAGGAGGAGGGUUCUUUGUGCAGAAUGUUAGCCGUGAGUUGGAUGCUCCUGGAGAAUGGUUUUACGACCCUAUGUAUACUACAAUCAGAAUUAUGCCCCCGACAGCCUCAGUUGCCACCUCAAUGUUGUUGUUUGAUGAGGACAACAAGAAGGAGGCCGGGGAGCAGGACCAGGAGGAGGAGGAGGAAGGAACAACAAGGGGUGGCGGAGGAGUCCUCGAGCUUGUGGUGUACGAGCAUGGGAUCUGCGUAUCGAAAGUGGAUGGACUUGCUAUUGAUGGCUUGCGAAUAGAGAAGUACGCCAAAUCAGGAGUCGCAACCACAAGUGAAAUGAGUGCGGCACACCUCUACGUGGUUGACACUGAGGUAGAGGACGUGGAUCAUGCGUGCGUGUCGCUGAAAGCAACCAGUUCAGUCAUUGAGAGGUGCACCCUUGCAAGAUGUGGGAUGUAUGGGGUCCUGAUUGAAGGAGAGGGAAACAAUAUUCGUCGUAGCUUGAUCAAGGAUGUAGGGAGGGUCCGCGGCUUGUUGGUGGGUGGCCCUGCGGGGGUGUCCAGUGGGAAACAAUCCACAAUGGGCACUGUGGUGGAGCAGAACAUAAUAUGGAGAAUGGGAGGGUGGGCGCUUCAAGAUCUAGACCAUGGAGGUGAUGUGCACGGGAACUUCAUUCGGGACAUGUUCAUGGUGGUCUCUACACACCAUCCUAUGGCCUUUGGUGAGGACAUCUCAAGGUCGAAGGACAGUACCGGUGCAAUGAGCCAGACCGGAGGAGUGUCGGCGAGGGGACGCAUCGAGCUGUACAACAACAUCAUCAUGCGGUCCUUUGGAAACGACGAUAGUCUGGACAUGAGGAUGGGCAAGAAGAAGCGUCCUCAAGUGCAUGUGCAUGCAAGUCAGUACAGAGCGACUUGUGUCUUCCUUGAUGUUGCCGGAAGCAACUCCAGUCUCCAAAACAACACCAUAGCGCAUUGUGGAAGGGGAGGAAUUGUUGUAGAUGGCGCAGGGUGGACGAGGAUGCUAGGAAACGUGUUCUUUGAUGCCGGAGAGCCCAACGUGCAGUACAAUCCCGCCCGUACAGACUCCGUUGGCUUCUGGAACAGCUUCGAGGGCAAUCAACUCUACCUCCCUGCCGAUCUCUCAUGGGCACCGAUUGUGGCACAGAACCACCCACAGCAACCGCCAUUGCAAGCAAGUGGGUCAUCAUCCCACCUGUUGGGCUUAAUCUUCAGAAAGAACAUUCUAUGCAGCCCGUACAUCCCUAAUGGUGCUACAGCCUUCUUGAAAUCCCUUGGCCGUCAGCAGAUGGGCAAUCGGGAGUGUCAGCUUCGCCACAAAUCUCCAGUGGACUUCGAUCGCCUCGGCAAGAAUCUCAUUGGCCUAGAUUACACCGGUCGAGCCACAGACACCAUGCUCAUCUGGACUGUCAGGCCGGACGAUGUCAAAAAGACCUUCGUCAUAGCCAGCCCCGUGUGCCCUGACUCGUGCCUCAAGUUGGAGCCAUCACGGAUAAACUCUGCGAUUGUGAUGCACGUCAUUGCGGUAAAUGGAACUCUAUUUUCACCAGACACUCAGUAUCUGGCCCGUUUCGAAGUUGCAUCGUCAGCUAGUGUUGGAUGGAUUGGUGUGAAGGCUGGGAGUGAUCAGGUCUAUCAAGCAAGUCCGUACGAAAACGAUUACACAGAUGUGCAGCAUUUCCACUGGCAAAAUGGCAGUUUCGAGGCGGUGUCGAUAGAACUAAUGAUUCCGAUGAAUGCAACGGUCUAUAUCCGGCGAGCAGCGGUGCACGAGGUACGGACAAAGGCAUUCCAUCCUCCCCAAGACCGUCUGCUUGUGAAUGCUCUGGGAGAGAUGGUAGAUGUCGGGCUAGCUGCAGGAGAACGGAGUUUCAAUGUGACGGGCCAGUUAGUUGGAUCCCGGCUAAGGGUGCAGCCAUGGAGUUCUGUCAUUCUCUUCACUGAACUUAUUAACGGGAACACGACAAUUACUGCAGGUAACUCAGAGUCCAUCUCUUCCAUAACGCAGACAAAGGACGACCCCUCCACGUCUAAUGAGGAAGGUGUACGUUUUCUGGAUAUCGUGCCGAUCAUUGACGCUCUUCAGCUGCCAGUCUUCGCUUCAGAACCCCCACCUCCUCUCUCACAGCAGCAGGCAAUUCUGGCGAACACUGUUUCUAUUCCUAACCCUCUCUAUCCAGCUGAAAACGUGUCUGAGGCUGAGACACCCAGUAAUGGAACGGGUACAGAGUCCUCUUUAUCUCAGACGCGUGGAAGUCGUCAUCGUCCUUCUCCUCCAAGCCCAAGAAUUUCUGAGGAAGAGGUCACUGCCAACUCCCCUUCGCUCUCUCCUUCUCCCCCUGCCUCUCCCUCUCCCUUUCUCCCUCCACCUCCCUCUCCCUUUCUCCCUCCACCUCCCUCUCCCGUUCCCUCUCUCUCUCUCUCACCCGCUACCCUGGCCUCUUUGAGUGACUCCUCGGUCACACAAGACUUGUCUGUCUCUUCUGGAAAUGAAACGGUUCUUCCUUCACCAUCCCCUAAUCCAAGCAACCGAUCUCCAGCUUCUUCCCUGCCUCUUCCAGGUCUCCUCCAUGUCGACAACAUGUCAUUGGGUAAUUAUCCCGACGCUGUUGCAGCAGAUGUGUCCCCGUCUCCCAUUCCAUGGACUGGGCCUUUUCCGCUACCAGUGGGUGGAGGGGGAAAUCCCCCUGCUACAAAAAACUCCUUGCUGGUUGAGGAGUCGGUUGCCAUUGGCGCCAUGACAACGAACGACUCUUGGCUCUCAGCUGCAGAAAAGUUCUCUCUUCCUCCAGGUGGUUCUCCUGGCCACCCUAGGCAUCCCCAUUCUUCCUCUCCUGAAUCACCUCCUGAUUCAUCAGCUUCUUCUUCCAAGUAUUCCUCCCUGAAUUCAACCCCGAAUACCCUUCCUAUUUCCUCUGCCCCGGGCAUUUCUCCUCAUCGAUCCAGCUCUCGGUAUCCCAUUCUCCGAGAUCUACUUUUGGGGGAUGAUCAGUUUGCACCAGAGCCUGCAGCUGGAGAUUCUGCCUCUGAUCAAGCCCCGUCUCAAGUUCUGUCCAGGCCCGAGUUCGAGUCGAAGCUCGAGGUGCAUCGAGUUGAACGUCAUCUUUGGCUAUCAAAGACGGAGUCAAUUUUGCAUCUUCCUCGUCGCUCAGCUGGGGAGGAAGCGGAUGGUGUCUAUUCAGUUUCUGACAAGUCAAUGGCAACUGCUUCGGCCCUAUUGUCUACCGUGGUUCCACAAAGCGUCUCCCCAGAAUCGUCAGCAGUUGCAGAUGCCCAGCUUCCUCUUUCUGCGACUGACACUUUGCCUCCUUUUGUGUUCUUCUCCGUGAGGACCGUCUCCCUGGAUAAGCCAUCUUUAUCGAACCGUGUCAGUGACCUGCAGGUUGCACAGACGGCACAACUUUCUCCCGGUAAUGACACUGGUACUGGCACUGGUACUGGCACUGGUACUGGCACUGAUACUGGCACUGAUACUGGCACUGGUACUGGCACUGGUACUGGCACUGAGGCGAACCAUCCAGACACUGGCGACAGAGGCUUUACUGUGUCGCUCGUAACGACACGAUAUGUUGAGAAGAAGGGCAAAGGCUAUAGAGUAAAGAUGACAUGUGGCGCUCAGAUCAGGGUUUGAGCUAAUGAUCUGUUUUUUCAACCGAAAAAAUGUGCUGCAUGAUCCCUUGAUCGUGUUGCUCGUAACGACUCGAUAUAUGUUGAGAGGAAGGGUAAAGGAUGUUGCCACAAUAGAGUAAAGAAUCUGAUGGCAUGUGGCGCUUAGAUCAGGGUUUCAGCUCAUGAUCUCUUUUGCAUGAUCUCUUCAUCGUGUUCCUCGUAAUGGCACGAUAUGUCGAGAGGAAGGGUAAAGGCUGUUGUCACAAUAGAGUGAAGAUGACAUGUGGCGCUCGGAUGGGUCUAUUUUAUCAACAGAGAAAUGCGCUGCAUGAUCUCUUUGUCGUGUUGCUGGUAAGGGCACGAUAUGUUGAGAGGAAGAGUAAAGGCUGUUGUUACAAUAGAGUAAAGAUGACAUGUGGCGUUCGGAUCGGGGUUUGAACUCGUGGUCUAUUUUAUCAACAGAGAAAUGUACUGCAUGAUCUCUUUGUCGUGUUGCUCGUUAAGACACAACAAGAUGUUGAGAGGAAGGGUAAAGGGAUGUUGUCACAAUACCGUAAAGAUGACAUGUGGCGUUUGGAUCGGGGUUUGAACACGUGGUCUAUUUUAUAACCAGAGAAAUGUGCUGCAUGAUCUGUUCUAAAGUUUUAUUCUCUUGCUCGUAACGACAUUUCACUUGCCGACAAAACUAUGGUGUAUGCGACUUGGAUCUUUAAGAUGUUUUUGAGGGGGUAAAGGCUGUUUGAUAUUGGAAAAGAAGCCGCAAGCUGAACUCUUUCGGAAGCCAUGACUGGGCAUAACAAAGAGCAAGCAAGCACUGAGAUCACCCGCGAGUUGCACGAGUUCUUUUGCCUGAUUUAUGUCUGAUUAUUCAAUUCCUAGCUUGGUGAAGUGAAGUGAAUGCAAGAAGGGAUUCAGUGCCUGCCUGUCCAAAUUUCGUAGGGACCUUGCUGGCAUAGAAGUCGUCGCCGGAAACGUGAAGGUGAUGAUGGAUGGAUCUUACAGAGUUUCCUUACACCGAACUCACCGUCUCUUGUCACAAUAGCGGGAAGUUGACACGUGGCACUUUGAUCAGGGUUUGAACACAUGAUCUGUUUUAUCGACAAGGCAAAAUUUGCUACGUCUGAGUCAAUUCAGCCACAAAGGUGAAUGGUAUAGAGAGGGGAUGUGCGCAUCUUAGGGGCAGGCACAUUGGUAGUAUGUUCAUGCUUGGAAAGCGCGAAUCGGGUUGUAAUAGUGGCCAGGUUCUUGCUUGCAUAGCAUUGAAAAUGACACCCUAGAUAGGGUAGGUACCUUGGAAACGCCGGCAAGUCUUUUUUUGUUUUGUUUUUUUUGGUUAGGAUUAGCUCUGCUAAACACUC
This is a messenger RNA of Chara braunii, 5879 nucleotides long. The record is from the annotation of a GenBank genome assembly. Lineage: Eukaryota; Viridiplantae; Streptophyta; Charophyceae; Charales; Characeae.